Molecule: messenger RNA, 513 nt
Organism: Diaporthe citri
Lineage: Eukaryota; Fungi; Ascomycota; Sordariomycetes; Diaporthales; Diaporthaceae
Exons: 4
Coding region: 1-513 (170 amino acids)
Source: RefSeq, a predicted model, not a curated record
AUGAUCCGAAUUUCCAAAAUGCAGGUCGUCAAGUUCAUCGUUGCUUGCACGCCUCUGGCCAUCUUGGCCUCACCUAUUGAACAGCGCGGAGCUGAUCUCGUUGAUCGCGAGGCUGCUCCUGACGGCUGGGUAGAGGUCGCUGGCUUCUCGGAGAGGCGUGACGAACCCAACGAGCUUUUCCGACGCAACAUCGAUUGCAACAUCAUCGGCUCGAGUUCCACAGUCAACUGCCGCGAGUCCCCCAAUACCAGCUCCGAUAUUGUUACCACUUUCAAGGUUGGCUCGUCACACAGCUUCAAGUGUGCCGUCAAGGGCCAAUGCGUGACUAUCAAUGGAGUGACGAACUGCUCGUGGGACAAGGCCGAUCGAACGCUGGCCAAAGACUGCUGGGUCAACGGAUACUACACUGACAGCAGGUGCACGCUUGUGGCUAGCAUGGGUGCUUAUAACGACCGCGUCGUCAGGGCCCCUGUGGUCAUGGUCAAUAUUGCAAGAGCAAGGCCAGGCAUUUGA